UAUCAGACUCGGAGAUAUUUGCUCAGGCGAUGCAAGAGGGCGCUUAACCGAAAAUUUAACCGGUAUAAACCAGACCUAAACCUACAAUACGGGAAUUUUGAUUUUAUUUGACUGGAAAAGUUAGUGUUUUUGUCGACAAUGGAGGAGCUUUGAUGCGUUUUGAUGCUCGAUUUUGCGUCUCUAGAUGAUAAACCUCACGAGACACCGAGUCACGAAUCUCGUGACCGGUGAGGUUACGCUAGAGGCGGUGUUGUUCACGCGCCGUCGCUAUUCUGCUCAGUCUCCCAACAAGUUCACAUUCCCGCCUCUUCUCAAAUCAUGCGCGAAGCUCGGUGACGUUAUCCAAGGUCGAACUUUGCACGCCCAUAUCAUCAAGACUGGGUUUUUCGUCGAUUAUUUUACGGCGACAGCUCUCGUGAGUAUGUACAUGAAGGUGAAGCAGACAACGGAUGCCCUUAAGCUGCUCGACGAAAUGCCUGAGAGGGGUAUUGCUAGUGUUAACGCGGCGGUUUCUGGCCUUAUGGAGAAUGGGUUUACCAGAGAGGCGUUUAGGAUGUUUGGGGAAGCUAGGGUUUCUGGUUCUGGGACGAAUUCGGUUACAGUGGCUAGUGUUUUGGGUGGUUGCGUGGAUAUCGAACGAGGGAUGCAAAUGCACUGUUUGGCGAUGAAAUCAGGUUUUGAGAUGGAUGUUUACGUUGGAACAUCUCUCGUUUCAAUGUAUUCGAGAUGCGGAGAGUGGAUUUUAGCUGCGAAAAUGUUCGAAAAGGUGCCUCAUAAGAGUGUAGUGACUUUCAAUGCGUUUAUUUCGGGAUUGAUGGAGAAUGGAGUUCCGCAUUUGGUCCCUAGUGUCUUUAAUCUCAUGAGGAAGUUUUCAAGUGAAGAACCAAACGCUGUUACUCUCAUUAAUGCAAUAUCUUCCUGCGCUAGUCUCUUGAAUCUCCAGUAUGGAAGGCAAAUUCAUGGCCUUGUCACGAAAAGAGAGUUUCGGUUUGAUACAAUGGUCGGUACAGCUCUCAUUGAUAUGUAUUCGAAAUGUCGCUGUUGGAAAUCAGCAUACGAUGUUUUCACUGAGAUGAAAGAUACCAGGAACUUGAUCGCUUGGAACUCUGCUAUCUCUGGGAUGAUGAUUAAUGGACAACAUGAGGUAGCUGUUGAACUGUUUGAACAGCUGGAUUCCGAGGGGCUUAAACCUGAUUCAGCGACGUGGAAUUCACUGAUCAGUGGCUUUUCACAAUUAGGGAAAGUAUUUGAAGCUUUCAAGUUCUUUCAGAGAAUGCUACUAGUAGUUAUGGUUCCUAGUUUGAAAUGUCUUACUAGCCUUCUAUCGGCUUGUUCGGAUAUUUGGGUUGUGAAGAACGGGAAAGAGAUCCAUGGGCAUGUUAUUAAAGCUACAGCUGAAAGGGAUAUAUUUGUUUGGACGUCUCUCAUCGACAUGUACAUGAAAUGUGGGCUCUCGUUAUCGGCACGCCGGAUCUUUGAUGGGUUUGAACCGAAACCCAAGGAUCCCGUGUUCUGGAACGUUAUGAUAUCUGGCUAUGGUAAACAUGGAGAGUGUGAAUCUGCAAUUGAAAUCUUUGACCUACUACGAGAUGAGAACGUAGAACCGAGUUUAGCAACCUUUACUGCUGUUCUAUCUGCGUGUAGUCACUGUGGCGAUGUCGAGAAGGGAUCUCAAGUAUUUAGGUUGAUACGGGAAGAAUAUGGAUUUAAACCUAGUACAGAGCACAUUGGUUGUAUGGUUGAUCUUUUGGGUCGCUUUGGGAGAUUAAGAGAAGCCAAGGAGGUAAUAGAUCAAAUGCCAGAACCGUCAUCUUCUGUUUACUCUUCUUUGCUCGGUGCGUGUAGGCAACACCUUGAUCCAGUGCUUGGAGAGGAAGUGGCGAUGAAGCUAGCAGAGUUAGAGCCAGAGAAUUCAGCUCCAUUUGUGAUCUUGUCCAGCAUAUAUGCUGCAUUAGAAAGAUGGCAAGAUGUGGAAAGUAUCAGGCAUGUAAUAGAUGAGAAGCAACUGGUAAAACUUCCAGGUAUUAGUUUGUCUGGUUAAGUAUAUGGUCUGGCGAUGCAGAGAGGUUUAGUGUGAGCAAAGAGAGGGCUCUCUUUGGGGAGAAUUGGCGUGCUCUUGAUUUGGAGCCCAUAAAGUAGAUGACACUGAAGGACCUAACCCAACAAAAAAGAAACAGCUCAUUGUGUGGGGUAUUACAAUCGAUUUAAUGUCUGAAUGCAAUAAUCCACACAAUGAUCUCUUUCUCUUUGUUGGGUUUAGCCGUUUAGGUCCUUUAGUUUCUUCUAUACCGCAAAUGCAUUCCUGAAUUGCUUGUAUCACCUGGUUUACGAGCUCGGAAUUGAAAGCUUGGCUACGCUCCUUGUAGAGGCCUAUAUGCCUUCUUAGUUCU
This is a messenger RNA of Eutrema salsugineum, 2390 nucleotides long. Its product is annotated as pentatricopeptide repeat-containing protein At2g02750. Bases 185 to 2041 code for a protein of 618 amino acids. The transcript has a single exon. The record is from RefSeq and is a predicted model, not a curated record. Gene Ontology annotation, biological process: RNA modification. Gene Ontology annotation, molecular function: protein binding; RNA binding. Lineage: Eukaryota; Viridiplantae; Streptophyta; Magnoliopsida; Brassicales; Brassicaceae.